This is a messenger RNA of Trichophyton benhamiae CBS 112371, 1617 nucleotides long. Its product is annotated as MFS transporter, putative. The transcript has 6 exons. Gene Ontology annotation, molecular function: transmembrane transporter activity. Gene Ontology annotation, biological process: transmembrane transport. The record is from RefSeq and is a predicted model, not a curated record. Bases 1 to 1617 code for a protein of 538 amino acids. Lineage: Eukaryota; Fungi; Ascomycota; Eurotiomycetes; Onygenales; Arthrodermataceae.
AUGGAGGAAAACAGUGAACAAGAAUGCACACCGACCAAGGAAAAGCAAAUGUACAUAUUCAACGAGCAGACAAAUUACGUUUCGACUCGCAAGAUUAUAACGAUCUUCUUAGCAUGCGCCAGCGUCGACCUGGUUGCUCUAAUGGACCAGACAACUCUGGCAGCAAGUUUGUCGAUUAUAGGAGAUGAUUUGAAUGCUGGUAUCCAGACAAGUUGGAUAGCUGGUGGUUUCUUCCUGACCUCUACCUGCUUUCAGCUGGUAUACGGACGCCUUUCCGACAUUUGGUCUCGGAAAGUCGUAUUGUACGUUGGGUUAGCGAUCUUCUUCUUUGGAUCCCUAGCUUCUUCCCUGGCUCAAACCGCUAUUCAGCUGAUUAUCUUUCGCGCCUUCACUGGAAUUGGUGGAGGCGGACUCGCCAACGUCGCCCAAAUGAUUGUCAGUGAUGUGGUACCACUGAGAGAACGAGGCAAGUACCAGGGAAUUCUGGGAGCAGUCGUCGCUUUAGCAAACGGCAUCGGGCCUGUCAUUGGAGGUGCCCUAUCUUCAAUGUCGCAGGAUUCGUGGAGGUGGAUUUUCCGCCUUAACCUCCCCCUUACAAUAAUCACAACCCUUUGCGUCUUAUUCUUCAUGCCUCUUCGGAAAGUUGACGGCGACUGGAAAACCAAGGUAAAAGCUAUUGAUUUCGUCGGGGUUUUCCUGGCCCUUUCUGGGGCUACCGUCUUCCUCCUUGGACUAAUAUGGGGAGGAGGUGAGUAUGCAUGGAAUUCAGCCCAUGUGAUUUCUACGAUCACUGUAGGUUUUGCUGUUUGUGUGUGCUUCGUUUUAUGGCAGUGGAAGGGGGCAAACUACCCCCUUGUGCCAAUGGAUAUCUUCCGUGUGAAGAUAGUAAACGGUGCAUGUCUGACUAUGCUCAUCAACGGAUGGAAUUUCGUUGUGCAAAUUUAUUAUAUCCCGACUUUCUAUCAACUUGUGCACGGAUACUCGGCUUCCAAAUCAGGAGCUCUCCUGUUACCCAUUAUUCUGAUCCAAACAUUGUUUAGCACUUUAUCGGGCCUUGUUGUCCACCGUGUUGGCCGAUAUCGAGAAUGCAUCCUAUUUGGAUGGCUUGCCUGGACAAUUGGACUGGGGCUAUUUUCCACACUUGAUACAUCAUCAGGGAUUGGCAAAGAGGUUGGGUAUGGCAUACUCACUGGUGUGGGAGUUGGAAACACACUGCAACCGUCCUUGGUUGCUAUUCAAGCCGGUGUCCCCAGGAGGGAUAUGGCAGUUGUGACGUCGUUCCGCAAGAAUAACAUCGUCUUAUCCUCGCUCUCAUCCCUUCUCCUCUCAGAGACCGAGACAAAAGAGAUAACACAAAGCCCUAGCCACUACCUAGCAAAGCAGAGCCCAGAGGAAGUCGAGAGAAUUCGUUCUGUCCUUAUUCCAGCGUACCAGAAGGGGUUCCGGGUGAUUUUCAUACUGUGUUCGGCCCUUGCUGGCUUGGCCUUCAUUCUUGCAUUUUUUCUUAUGCCUCAUAUCUCCCUGAAGAGAGAUGAUGACAAGAAGCUAAAGGAAGAAGCCAGGUCAAGGAAGAAAACCAAUGGUGCACCUGGUUGCGAAGAGUUACAGCAAAGAUAA